AUGCGGAGCUGGCAGAGGCGUUGCGCCGGUCAGAGCGAGUCGACCGGCGGCGGCGGGGACUUGCCGCGGCGUGUCGAGCGGCUGGAGGCGAGCUUCGGCACGGCGACCGAGGGUAGCCUCGAGGAGCGGGUCGGCGCCAUCGAGCGCUUGAUCGGGCCAGAGGCGGGAGAGGCGGCGGAGCAGCAUCUGCCAGUCACCGAGCCGCUUGCUGCCGUCUCACUAGCCGACGCCGGCCUCGACACGGGGCGGCCGGCUGCCCCCGAGUCCACGAUGGGGGGAGAGACCACGUGCAUCGUGUGUUUCGCGAGAGUCAAGUCGCAUGCUGCGGUUCCGUGCGGGCACCUGUGUGCUUGCGGGCCGUGCUCUGAGCUGAUGCGAGAGUGCCCUUAUUGCCGCGAGCCAGUGAUGAUGUGGAUGGUUCCGCGUCCGGUCUAG
Molecule: messenger RNA, 435 nt
Organism: Emiliania huxleyi CCMP1516
Lineage: Eukaryota; Haptophyta; Isochrysidales; Noelaerhabdaceae
Exons: 2
Coding region: 1-435 (144 amino acids)
Source: RefSeq, a predicted model, not a curated record